AUGUCUGAACAACCAAGUGAGAGCAAGUUAUGGGGUGGUAGAUUCACUGGAGCCACUGACCCACUUAUGGAUCUUUACAAUGCCAGUUUGCCCUAUGAUCAAAUCAUGUAUGAUGCUGAUUUGACUGGAACCAAAGUCUACACUGAAGGCUUAAACAAACUUGAGUUGAUCACGGAUGACGAAUUGAGCAAAAUCCAUGAAGGAUUAGAGGUCAUUAGAAAAGAAUGGGCUGAGGGUAAAUUUGUUGAAAAGCCCGGUGAUGAAGAUAUCCACACUGCAAAUGAAAGAAGAUUGGGUGAGAUUAUUGGUAAGCAUAUUGCAGGUAAGGUGCAUACUGGUAGGUCCAGAAACGAUCAGGUUGCUACUGAUAUGAGAAUUUACGUGCGUGAAUCGUUAAAGGACUUGAGUUUGAAAUUGAAAACAUUUAUUGAGACUAUUUUGAAAAGAGCUGAAAAUGAGAUUUCAGUAUUGAUGCCUGGUUACACUCAUUUGCAAAGAGCGCAACCAAUUAGAUGGUCACACUGGCUCAGCUCUUAUGCCACUUAUUUCACAGAAGAUUACAAUAGAUUGCAGCAGAUUAUUGCUAGAGUAAACAAAUCACCUUUGGGUGCAGGUGCAUUGGCUGGCCAUCCAUAUGGCAUUGAUCGUGAGUUCCUUGCUAAGGGUUUGGGUUUUGAUGAUGUCAUUGGUAAUUCAUUAACUGCAGUAAGUGAUCGUGAUUUUGUUGUUGAGACUUUGUUUUGGGGAACGUUGUUUAUGAACCAUAUUUCAAGAUUUGCUGAAGAUUUGAUUAUCUAUUCAACUGCUGAGUUUGGUUUUAUCAAGUUGGCAGAUGCUUACUCCACAGGUAGCUCGUUGAUGCCACAAAAGAAAAACCCUGAUUCAUUAGAACUUUUGAGAGGUAAAAGUGGAAGAGUGUUUGGUGGCUUAUCAGGGUUCUUAAUGUCUAUUAAAUCUAUUCCUUCAACUUACAAUAAAGAUAUGCAAGAAGACAAGGAGCCAUUAUUUGACGCUUUAACCACCGUUGAGCAUUCGAUUUUGAUUGCUACUGGUGUCAUUAGUACCUUGACAAUCAACAAGGAAAGAAUGGAAGGUGCAUUGACUAUGGAUAUGUUGGCCACCGAUUUGGCAGAUUAUUUGGUCCGUAAGGGAGUACCGUUUAGAGAAACCCACCACAUUUCUGGCGAAUGUGUUAGAAAAGCCGAGGAUGAGAAUUUGAGUGGAAUUGACCAGUUGACAUUUGAACAAUUCAAGGAAAUCGACAACAGGUUUGAAAAAGACGUUUUGGAUUCCUUUGACUUUGAAGUCAGUGUUGAAAGACGUGAUGCCUUAGGUGGAACUGCCAAAAGUGCAGUUUUGAAGCAGUUGAAAAACUUGAAAUCACAAUUGGAAUAA
Lodderomyces elongisporus is the source of this 1395-nucleotide messenger RNA. RefSeq names its product argininosuccinate lyase (gene ARG4). Gene Ontology annotation, cellular component: cytosol. NCBI's taxonomy places the organism in Eukaryota, Fungi, Ascomycota, Pichiomycetes, Serinales, Debaryomycetaceae. The coding region runs from base 1 to 1395 and encodes 464 amino acids. The record is from RefSeq and is a predicted model, not a curated record. Gene Ontology annotation, molecular function: argininosuccinate lyase activity. The transcript has a single exon.